Messenger RNA from Ostreococcus tauri, 1050 nucleotides. Its product is annotated as Domain of unknown function DUF4206. NCBI's taxonomy places the organism in Eukaryota, Viridiplantae, Chlorophyta, Mamiellophyceae, Mamiellales, Bathycoccaceae. The transcript has a single exon. Bases 1 to 1050 code for a protein of 349 amino acids. The record is from RefSeq and is a predicted model, not a curated record.
AUGUCGUCCGCGGGCGACGCGACGGAGCGGUCGUCGUCGUCGUCGUCGUCGUCGUCGUCGUCGUCCACGAUGAAUCCGUCGAGCGCGGCGACGGAGCGCGCGCUGGAGAUGGCUUCGGCGCUCGGGCAGCUCCCGAGCGCGCUCUUGUGGUCGUCUCGAGAGGUGGGCACGCGGGCGCUGGACGUUGGCACGCGCGUGGUCGGUCAGGGGAGAGGUCUGGUCGAUACCACCGUCUCGGCGGUGCUGAAAGGGAUGAACAUCGAGCGCGGGGUUGGGGUGGACGCGGAACGACGGACGAACGCGCGGAGGCGCGGGUCGGAUUCCGAGACGGACGACGUCUUAGACGACAUGACGGAUGUGUUGGAGAACGACGAGAUCGAUCACGGGGAGCCGUCGGUGAGUAUGUCCGUGCACGUGACACCGCCGAGCGUGUUAAAGCUGUUGACGCUGGACGAACAGUUGGAGCGGCAGCGACGUCGUUGCGCUGGGUGCUCAAGCAAGCUUCGGGUUCCUGAACGAGGGAACGCUCUGCGCGUGCUCACGGACGCGUUUCGGCCUUUUAGGUCGUAUCAACGAUGUGAGUACGACGGGUUCGUGUACUGCGACGCGUGCGCGCCGCCGACGUCGUUCGCGGUGAUUCCUUGGCGAGUGAUGGAAAAUUUCGAUUGGAAGCCUCGACGAGUGUCCAAUCACAGUCGAUGCUUCAUUGCUCGAAUCGAGAAAAUACCAAUCUUCGUCCCUCGAGACGUCGACCCGACGCUAUACGUCAAGUGCAAACCCCUGGCGGACUUUAGAGAUGCGAGAGUGCGCGCUCGAUGCGCCGUCGACGCGCUUCGAGCCGCCGGCGACUCGUCGUCAGCGCGCGCGCUCGCAAACGAGUUCUCCUCCUCCCCCGUCGCCCGCGCCGUCGUGGACGACGUCUUCGACGCCGAGGCAUUCUCUCUCGACUGCAUGUUCGCCGUGCACAAGAAUUCCAAAAACGCCAUCGCCGUCGUGCGCCGACUCGAGUCCGAGGCGACGAGGAGACGCAGAGCCGCUGUGCAUCCAUGA